AUGGAUAGUGGCGAAGCCUUGAGUACCGAUAAUUGGAAGCAUUUGAGAAGCCAUGUCUCUAGGCUUUAUCGUGUUGUUUUGGCGCAGACAGACUUUAUCGCCACAACUCCGGUCGCUGCGUGCGGAAGGUUCUCAAAGUUUUUUAAACCGGACAUCAUUUUCAUGGAUGAAGCUUCUCAUGCCAGGGAGCUCACCACACUCAUCCCUCUGGCAUACUUUACGCCCAAGGCUUGGAUAUUUACGGGGGAUGUGAAACAAACGCAGCCGUUCGUGAAGGAUGCAAAGGACAGAGAGAAGCACAGCGGACUGAGAUUCAACCCAUUUGCUGCACAACUGAAGCUGAGUACCAUGGCUAGGGCAGACCGCGUCAAUGCUGUCAAUAGCAAGCUACUCGUUAAUAAGCGGGCAUUUGGAAACCUCCAUAGGCUGCCAUCUGCUAUGUUCUAUGAAAGCCAGAUGAGAUCUGGCUAUGACGAUGCAUCUCGAUACCCUGAAGGCGUGGCCUACCUAGCUAUUCACCUCCAAAGUCUAAAUGGUAAUCGACACAUUGACGAGAACCGCAUUAUCGUGAAUAUGGAAAACAGCAAUGAAGAAAAGUGUCGCGACAGCUAUUGGAACCCCCUUCACCACCAAUGGGUUCUGGCCCAAGCCACAUGUCUACUACAGGAUGACGGAUUCCGCGGCCUCAGAGACAGAGAAAUGGGUGGUACCAUUAUGAUUGCAACUCCGUACAGCACCGCGGUAAAGCAUUAUCACGCCGCGGUGAAAAGCUGGCCAGAAUCUUGGCAAAGAAGAACUCAGGUCUUAACAGUAGAUAAGGCACAGGGGAAUGAGGCCGACGUGGUGUUUCUAGACAUGGUAAGAACAACUACUGCCGGGUUCAUGGAUGACCCCAAGCGGUUAAAUGUUGCUAUCACGAGAGCACGCCAAGCCGAAAUCAUCUUGAUGCGCAGGACAAUGGCUUAUGUUCCUGGAAGAAGAUUCAGUAGAAGCAAUUAUUUGUCGCAGCUAUGGGACGAUACACUUCUACAUGGACGGAUUGUAACGAUAUAA
Messenger RNA from Metarhizium acridum CQMa 102, 1053 nucleotides. RefSeq lists its product as uncharacterized. Lineage: Eukaryota; Fungi; Ascomycota; Sordariomycetes; Hypocreales; Clavicipitaceae. Gene Ontology annotation, molecular function: 5'-3' DNA helicase activity. The record is from RefSeq and is a predicted model, not a curated record.